Molecule: messenger RNA, 936 nt
Organism: Aspergillus chevalieri
Lineage: Eukaryota; Fungi; Ascomycota; Eurotiomycetes; Eurotiales; Aspergillaceae
Gene: MEU1
Product: S-methyl-5-thioadenosine phosphorylase
Exons: 3
Coding region: 1-936 (311 amino acids)
Biological process (GO): nucleoside metabolic process
Cellular component (GO): cytosol
Molecular function (GO): S-methyl-5-thioadenosine phosphorylase activity
Source: RefSeq, a predicted model, not a curated record
AUGGCCGCUCUUCCUGACACUUACGCCGACCCCGUCCGCAUCGCCGUGAUCGGUGGCACCGGUCUGCGUGAACUCCCCGGCUUCACCCAGGUUGCCUCUCUCGAGAUUUCCACGCCGUGGGGUAACCCCUCCUCGCCGAUUACCAUCCUUCACCACAAGUGCACCACCACCGGCAAGCUCGUCGCGGUCGCAUUCCUCAGUCGUCAUGGCCUUCACCACCAGCUGACGCCGCAUGAGGUCCCCGCUCGCGCCAACAUCGCUGCCCUGCGUUCCAUCGGUGUCCGUACCAUCAUCGCCUUCUCUGCCGUCGGUAGUUUGCAGGAGGAAGUCAAGCCGCGGGACUUUGUUGUGCCGAACCAGGUUAUUGACCGGACCAAGGGUUUCCGUCCGUGGACUUUCUUUGAGCAGGGUGUUGUUGCCCACGUUCCUUUUGCGGAUCCGUUCGAUGAGCGGGUUGCCAAGGUUGUGAGGGAGUGUGGACACAGCUUGGAGGGUGAGGGUGUGACAUUGCAUGACAAGGGAACCAUCAUCUGUAUGGAGGGACCUCAAUUCUCGACCCGCGCCGAGAGUCACAUGUACCGCUCCUGGGGUGGCACCGUUAUCAACAUGUCGUGUCUCCCGGAGGCCAAGCUCGCCCGCGAAGCCGAAAUCGCCUACCAGAUGAUCUGUAUGUCGACCGACUACGACUGCUGGCACGAGUCCACCGCCGAUGUUACCGUCGAGAUGGUUAUGGGUAACAUGAAGGCCAACGCCGAGAAUGCCCGCCGCUUCGUCACGGCCGUCCUUGAUACCCUGGCCAAUGACAAGCACUCCGAUUUGGUCCAGGCCAAGCACAUCGAGGGAUCUAUCAAGUUCGGCCUUACCACUCCCCAGGCUCACUGGAGUCCCGACGCCCGGCAGCGUCUGGAGUAUCUGUUCCCUGGUGCUUUCCAUUAA